CCGGUUUUAAAUUGAAUUUAAAGUGGCAUUAUGUGACGAUAAUAUCAAUAAUACGAAGUCACUCGGGUUUUCUCCCUGUGCGUGAAGUUCCUCGAAUACCUGCCAGGUUACUGCGAGACUCUUUCAAAUGCAUCAAAACAGCCCGCAAUGCACUUUUUCCCCCGAUUUUUGGCAAUUUUAACCUCUCAUUUUUCACGUGUGUAUCUUCAAAACAUCAUUUUAUGCGUGUGUAUGUGUGCUCGUCAUGUGUGAGCUCUCUCAGUGAAGGUGACGUAUCAGAUUACCCAAAGGAUGUGCAUUUUGACCUUCCUCGACCGAAUGAUCAACCUGUGUGACUGAAAACCUGAUUAUUAGUCUUCGAAUUACAUGCAAGAAAAUGUUUGAUAAAUGAACACCAGUCUGUGUAACUAUAGCUUAGUGGCAGUCACAACAUUUGCCAGACGACAGCCUACGCUGAGUUGUGGUCUCCCUCUAAAAACGAGGCUAACCCCGACUUGGAGUGCCAAGCAUAGCUGGGAUAACUCGUAGGGAACCGCACACCAUUGUUGUGGAGGUGGACCCGCAUCAAAGUCUAACGCCAAUGGCUGGAUUGCACGUGACGUCACGCUUGUUCAUCCAGGUGCUUGACCGCCAUUGUUGUGGACGAGCAGUCAGCUGUCUGUCGUCGUCAUGCCAGAUUUUUGUCGCGUCUACGGAUGUGGAAAUCGCAGAAACGGAGACAUUGGGAAGCGAUUUUUUUUUUCCGCGUUCCAAAGAUUGAUGGCAGUCGCCGCAAAGCAUGACGGAAAAUCUGAGGAAAAUCUCCUGACACACGCCAGCGAUUCCCUCCUGAAGCUGGGCCUACACCCGCCGCGCCAACUUUCUUUCUGCCCAUCGGAGAAGGCGGGCGUGCGGGCUACCCCGUCCAUCAUGAACGUCACCUCGCUCUUCUCCUUCACGAGCCCGGCCGUCAAACGCCUGCUGGGCUGGAAGCAGGGCGAUGAGGAGGAGAAGUGGGCCGAGAAGGCGGUGGACGCCCUGGUGAAGAAGCUGAAAAAGAAGAAAGGUGCCAUGGAGGAGCUGGAGCGGGCGCUCAGCUGUCCCGGUCAGCCCAGCAGCUGCGUCACCAUCCCCCGCUCUCUAGACGGACGGCUGCAGGUGUCCCACAGGAAAGGGCUACCUCACGUCAUCUAUUGUCGCGUGUGGCGCUGGCCCGACCUACAGUCCCACCACGAGCUCAAGGCACUGGAGUGCUGCGAAUAUCCCUUCGGCUCCAAGCAGAAGGAUGUGUGCAUCAACCCUUACCACUACAAACGUGUGGACAGCCCAGUGCUACCCCCCGUGUUGGUACCACGCAACAGUGAGUUCAACGCCAAGCACACGAUGCUGCCUCGCUUCCGCAACCCGCUGCAACAGAACGAGCCGCACAUGCCGCAGAACGCCACCUUCCCCGAGUCCUUCACUCAGGCCAACCCCAUCCCCUUCCCUCAUUCCCCCGGGAACAGCUUCCCGAGCUCGCCUGGGGGAGGGAGCAACACCACCUUCCCGCAUUCGCCAUCCAGCUCUGACCCUGGCAGCCCAUUCCAGAUGCCAGAGACGCCCCCUCCUGCCUACAUGCCCCCGGAAGAGCAGAUAACUCAAGACUGCCCCCUGCCGAUGGAAACGAACCUCAUGGCUCCGCCUAUACCUAUUGAGAGUAACAACCGGGCUGCAGACGUGCAGCCUGUAGCCUACGAGGAGCCCAAGCACUGGUGCUCCAUUGUUUACUACGAGCUCAACAACCGCGUGGGCGAGGCCUUCCAAGCGUCAUCCACCAGCGUGCUCGUUGACGGCUUCACGGAUCCCUCCAACAACCGAAACCGCUUUUGUCUGGGCCUGCUCUCCAAUGUCAAUCGCAACUCCACCAUUGAGAACACCCGGCGGCACAUUGGCAAAGGAGUCCACUUGUACUACGUCGGCGGCGAGGUGUACGCCGAGUGCCUCAGCGACAGCAGCAUCUUCGUCCAGAGUCGCAACUGCAACUACCACCACGGCUUUCAUCCCACCACCGUGUGCAAGAUUCCCAGCGGCUGUAGCCUGAAGAUCUUCAACAACCAGGAGUUCGCCGAGCUUCUCGCCCAGUCCGUCAACCACGGCUUCGAGGCCGUCUACGAGCUCACUAAGAUGUGCACCAUCCGCAUGAGCUUUGUCAAGGGAUGGGGAGCAGAGUACCACCGUCAGGAUGUGACCAGCACCCCCUGCUGGAUCGAAAUUCACCUCCACGGCCCCCUGCAGUGGUUGGACAAGGUUCUAACGCAGAUGGGUUCCCCCCACAACCCCAUAUCGUCUGUGUCCUAGACUUCCCUCAGGUCCAGCCCAGCAUUUUUUUUCUUCUUCCCAAAUAGCAAAGAGAGUCGAUCCCAGAACAGUUGAUACCUUAUUGCCGCAAUUGGAUUAACAGUCUGAUUGAAGCACAAUCAACUGAUCUGGAAUCAGUCAAGGUAGGACAGAUUGUUUCCGUGGGUUUUCUACUUGAAGGACGUCUGAAGCGGGCACAUUCACAGAUCGGGAGAGGAGCGAGCAAGAGCGCAUGAUGCAACUGGAAGAAACUUGAUCUUAGUGACCAACGCUAAUAAUCCAAUCAUCACACUCUUGGUGAACAUAGACUUCCUCCCAAAUCUUGUCUCCUUUUUUUUUUUUUUUUUUUUUUUUUUUUUUUUUUUUUCCUGUAGUUCUGUUGUUGCUCGCCUGGAUGCAUCCAAAUACUGCACCCCAUGAAACAUCCACGUUUCAAAACUGCUUAACGGCCUGGUCCAGCUUGGUUUUGCCAUUGUAUAAAUUGUGACAGCGUGGCAAGACACCUUGCUACGAAGAAAAAACACAAAAUGCAGGAUUCCCUCGACUGCUGUCAAUUGUUUGGCCUUUGUUGUUCUUGAGUUUAAUCAUCUAUGUCACAGCUAACAAUUUCAAGGAGACAUGAUCCAUUUUUGUCAUAAUAUGAAGCACUUUGCAAAUGUCUUUGAUUCAAGGAACAACAAUACAUUGAUUAAUCAAUCAAUAACUAAUUAUCAAAUUGAUCUUUUAGAGCAGUGGUGUCAAACUCAUUUUUGCCGUGGGCCACAUUGUAGUUACAGUUUCCCUCUGAGGGCUGUUAUAAAAAUAUUUAAUAGUAUUGUCAUAUUACACACGAAAUCUAUGAGCUAGUGUUGGAUUCAGAAAAUGAAGGCAAUGCGUUUUUCAACUAUUCACAUUUGGUAAAUCAAAAUUGUAACAUAUCAACGUUAUCAUUUAUGACAAUGACAAUUUGAAAUUUUACUUGCAGAUUUUCACGAGACUCAUGGCAGUUGACGCGCAUGAUUUGCCUCUGCAGGCCACAUAAAAUAACGUGGCGGCCUGGAUCUUGUCCCCGGCCCUUGAGUUUGACACCUGUGUUUUAGAGACAAGUUUGACAAAAUUGUCCAAGUUCUUGGAAAUUCAGCUUCUCAAAAGAAAUUCUCAUAUUUCUUCAAGUAGUGCUGUAUAAACGCAGGCAGCUUCUUUUUCUCAUCAAAGUAAGAUAUUUGCAAUCAAAUGCUUUUACGUUGAAAAACAAUGAUCACCAUUUUGCCCAUUUUCUGGCAUUUUAACGGACCAAACCAGUAACCGAAUCAGAAUUACAGCAACACUAAUAUGCACUUGCGAUAGUCCACGUUAAAUGACGUUUGAAGGGGGGGUUAGUUUGGCUUCAGACAAAAUGAGUCACUUCAUUCACCCCGCUCUUGGGCGUUGCGACUAGACGAGGGUCUUCUUCCUGUUCACAAACGGGCCAGACUCUGAAGAGCAAGGCGAGCAGGAAAAGAGGAGAAAAAGCCAGACAUUUUUUUUUUUCUGGGUGGUGGCAGCGCGUCAUCACUGAGCUGGUAACUAACACCGGUCAACCGGUGUAGCCAGUGGAUCUGUGCAUGCGGCACAUGCAGCAAACACCGUGUGCCAACUUACGCUGAUAGUGCUGUUAGCUAAUGCUAGUGCGUGCUAGCACUGCAGCUAUGCUUAGCUUUUGGCUUUUGUCGUGUUUCUGUGUAAUCCAUAUUUGAAAUAUCCCAUCUUCGCCCGGCUGUUUUGUCAAGUAAUGGGUGGAGAAACUUUGUGUGGGGGAUUUAUGUAAAUUAACUGUACGUAUUACGGCAUCACUAAGGGAAGAAAUUUGGAAAGUCUUGCUCACAGGCAGAUUUUGGGAAAUGCGCACCUCAGAUUUACUUGGUUCUUUAAUUUCACGUUAGAUGGGUCGGCAGGCACUAUUAAAAUGUUAAUAUUUCCACGUCACCUUUCACUGGGUUAAUAUUACACUUCACUCAUAUAAGUGUUGGUAGCGGUCUGAAGUGAUGUAAAAAAAAAAUAUGGACAGCGACAAUUGCUUUCGACACGGAAGACCAGAUCGCAGUUUACUGUUCCAAACCAAACCGUCUUCCUCGCUAGAACUGUCUCUGUAUGCAUCGCAUGCUUUGUUACUAUAAUUUUUUUUUUUUUUUUUUUUUUUGCCACAUUCCAGGUCACUGGAAUUGCAGUAGCCCAUCACGCUGCAAAGACAUCAGUGUAGAAUUUUACUUCUUACAUGUAAGAAAGACUCUAAGGAGGAUCUGUGUGAAAUUUUAAGCCUCUCCUUGGGAGACUAUUUGAGAAAUUUAGGAGUGGGAUAGGGGCAGGGGGGCAUGCUAUGGGGGGAGGGGGUUAUUGCACGAAAAGGGCAUUUUAGAUAAAUAUUUCUCAUCAUGUGUUACGCACAUGUUUCCACUCAUGAACUUUGGUUCAAAUAGUGUUCAUAGAUAUAUUCGUCUUUUUGACUAUGGUGCUGUUUUAUCCGGUUUUGCAGCGCGUAGUUUGGUUUGCGUAGCGCUACACGUCGUUAUGACUCGGGCCGGUAUGUAUUUAGCAAAAGUAAAGCUACACCAUGGACUGAUGUUUUAAAUAACUGUUACAUGAAAAUGUUUGGUUUUUAAUUCAUUUCACAUAAGUGCCCAACCAUAUCAUUUUAAAAAAAUAAAAAUAAAAGUCUGUUCUUA
Molecule: messenger RNA, 4997 nt
Organism: Syngnathoides biaculeatus (alligator pipefish)
Lineage: Eukaryota; Metazoa; Chordata; Actinopteri; Syngnathiformes; Syngnathidae
Gene: smad1
Product: SMAD family member 1
Exons: 7
Coding region: 670-2316 (548 amino acids)
Biological process (GO): anatomical structure morphogenesis; regulation of transcription by RNA polymerase II; transforming growth factor beta receptor signaling pathway
Cellular component (GO): heteromeric SMAD protein complex
Molecular function (GO): RNA polymerase II cis-regulatory region sequence-specific DNA binding; DNA-binding transcription factor activity, RNA polymerase II-specific; I-SMAD binding
Source: RefSeq, a predicted model, not a curated record